Messenger RNA from Dermacentor andersoni, 1344 nucleotides. Its product is annotated as putative phospholipase B-like 2. NCBI's taxonomy places the organism in Eukaryota, Metazoa, Arthropoda, Arachnida, Ixodida, Ixodidae. Gene Ontology annotation, molecular function: glycerophospholipase activity. Gene Ontology annotation, cellular component: extracellular region. Gene Ontology annotation, biological process: phospholipid catabolic process. The record is from RefSeq and is a predicted model, not a curated record.
AUGAAGAGUCAGUGCUUUGGUUUGGGUGUGUUGCCUACUGUGUUUCUUGUGCUAUAUUCACGUGUGCGUAACUUUAUUACUGUUGUUUACCAACGCUACAGAUACCUCAACGCCAUCGCAGACAUUCAAGACUUGGAAAAUAUUUUGGGACGAAAGCCAAACUUAUACUCUAUCGACAAGAUACUAGCCUGCUCAGCACUUGUGAAGAUCAUCGGCGACUUCGAGGACCUCUACUUCGCCCACAGCACCUGGUUCCUCUAUAGGGCGAUGCUACGCGUACAGAAGAAGUACAUCUUGCCAUGGCACCAAACAGCUUCAAGCACUACACCGGAGGACGUCGUGCCAGGUCAUACCAUGACGAUAACAACGUAUCCCGGGAUGCUCAUUUCGUGGGACAGCUACUACCUGACUUCAGCUGGCCUUGCAAUCACGGAGACACAGCUAUUAAACGAGAAUACGGAUCUGAACAGGCUGGUGACUCCCACUGGCGUGAUCAUGGGCUGGAUUCGUGCAGCUGUGGCCUCUCGCCUCUCCACAACCGGUGAAGAGUGGGCGCGCACCAUGUCUAAGGAAAACAGUGGGACGGCGAACAGCCAAAAGCUGGUUUUAGACUAUAAGCUUUUCCGUCCAGGAGCGCCUAUUGUCGACGGGACAUUCUGGAUGCAUGAACAAAUGCCAGGAAUUGUGCAUUACGAAGACCUCAGUGCACGAUUACGUGAGCAAAAAUACUGGGCCGGCUACAACGUGCCCUAUUUCGAUGACAUAUUUAAGAUCUCCGGUCAACCGGCCAAUGUGGAAGAGUAUGGUGACUACUACACAUACGAGAACUGCCCUCGCGCAAAGUUGUUCAGAAGAGACCACACCAAACUAAAGGACUUGGAUUCUGUUACCGCUUACAUGAGGUACAACGAUUACAAGAACGACCCUUUGUCACGCUGCAACUGCACACCGCCAUACAAUCCCGUGUUCGCCAUCGCAGCGCGCCAUGACCUACUUUGCCCGUGGGGGAAGUAUGACGCGCCAGGAAUGAAUCGACGGGCUGUUGGCGGUAUCGAUACCAAGGUGACAAACCAGGAUCUUUUCGCGUCAUCAGAGUUUGUUGCUAUCAGUGGACCAACAUGGGAAAUGCUGCCUCCUUUUCAAUGGAGCACCAGCGGGCUGCCAGAUAUCCACGUCGGCCAUCCUGACAAGUGGCAGUUCGGAUCCGUUCAUCAUAAGUGGAACGAGUGACGAGCGGCCACACCAGCACAUCACAGAAUCUGAGGAUAGGUGGAAUUCUUCGUGUUUUGUCGUCUCUUCAAACCCAGUAACUGGAACAGUGUAUUCCUCCAAUAAACGCCCAUG